Molecule: messenger RNA, 909 nt
Organism: Rotaria sp. Silwood2
Lineage: Eukaryota; Metazoa; Rotifera; Eurotatoria; Philodinida; Philodinidae
Source: the annotation of a GenBank genome assembly
AUGUUUCUAUUAUAUCUACUAUUUUUCUUUGUAGGUAAUUAUAAAAAAGGGGAACGUGUAGCUGGUUGUGUUCAUGGUGGUCUCGAUCGUGAAUUUGGUAUCCGUGGAGCUUUUUCCGAAUAUGUUGUGCAAGAAGCAUCACUUGUUUUUCGUUAUCCUUCGACAAUGUCACCUGAAACCGUUGUUACACUUCCACUUGCCAGUAUCACAGCAGCUCUCGGUAUAUUUCACGAAAUGGGUCUACCUUUACCACCUGCAAAAAUCGAAGCCAAUUUUCUCGUUUGGUCAGGCAGCACAAGUGUCGGACAGUGUGCUAUUCAAUUAGCUAAAUCAAUUGGUUGCUUCGUUAUCACUACAGCAUCAUCCGCUCGUCAUGAUUAUUUGAAAGGACUUGGUGCUGAUGUUUGUUUUGACUACAAAGAUCCAUAUGUUGUGUCGAAAAUAAAACAAGCAGCGAAAGGUCAUUUGGCUUACGCUUUUGAUUGUAUAUCAGAAAUGGAAGCAACUAGACAAGUCUGUGCUGCACUCACUGACAGUAGUUCGCAAUUAUGCACCGUUCUACCUUUUAUAACAAGUGAAAUACCACCUCAUGUCAAAGAACACAGAGUUUUAAUGUAUACGAUAUUUGGAAACGAAAGAAAUCUCUUUGGUCAACUUUAUAAGGCCAAACCAGAAGAUAAAGAAUUUGCUGAAAAAUUUUAUAAAUUAGUUUCAAAUUUUCUGUUACCUGAAGGACUUCUGAAACCGAAUAGAGUGACGAAGAUAUCAGGCGGAUUGAAUGGAGUCGAACAAGGAUUUAAACGAAUGAUGGAAAAUAAGGUGGUAGCCGAAAAAUUGGUCUAUACACUAGCUGAAACUACUGGCUGGAAUAACUAUCAUUGGAUUUGCUGCCGUAAAAUAUGUUCAUAA